GUCGCCAGUCAGUUCAAUCUAGCGGCAAUCACGACACGUGUUUUGUGAUGCAGUUCGAAAUAGAAUACUUGGUGCUUUACCUGCUUGCUGCCAUAGGACUGUACACAACGGUUAUAUUCUCAUAUGAAUGCGGCAAAUCACCUUUAGCCAUUCUGUGGAGUGUCUUUUUCCCGAACGAUGAACCGCUCAACAAGCGGUAUGGACCUUGGGCCGUAAUCACGGGGUCUUCCGAUGGCAUAGGGAAACAAUACGCAUUCAACUUAGCCAGCAAGGGCAUGAAUGUGUUCCUGAUUUCAAGAACGGAAUCCAAGCUCCAGGAUAUUGCAGAGCAAAUACGGUCACAGUACUCCGUUAAAGUCCAAUGGCUGGCAAUCGAUUUUUCGCAGAGUCCAAAAAUUUAUGAAACCAUCAGAAAAUCUCUCACCGGACUUGAGAUUGGAAUUUUAGUGAACAACGUCGGAGUUGCCGAAGAGAAUCCUCUAGCUUUCGACGAAAUCUCGAUCGAAAAUGUACAACAAUCGGUAUCUAUCAACAUAAUGGCUGCCUUGCAGAUGACCCACAUGCUACUGCCGGGGAUGAAGCAACGACGACGCGGAUUAAUCAUCAACAUGUCCUCUAGCGCAGGAAACAUGCCGAUGCCAUACCAUAACCUAUAUGGAGCUUCCAAGGCGUAUCUAAAUAGUUUCACGUUAGCUCUUGAUCAAGAACUUCGUGGCUCGGGAGUCGAAUGCCAACUAGUGAAUCCCAUGUUCGUUCGAACCAAAAUUAAUAAGGUAAUACAUUCCGAUAAAACAUGGUCCGUUAUUUUAACAGACGUCGAGAAAUAUACCGAGCAUGCCGUUGCUACGAUUGGGCGCACGAACUGUACCACUGGAUACUGGGUCCAUGGAUUGCAGACAACUCUGUGCCGGUUACUCCCAAAAUCGGUUCUGGUAGCCCAUUGGAAUUACUCUGCAAAAAUUAUCAGAGCAAAACUUUUUCGGAACUAGUGUAGACCUUAGAAGUCAUUGCUUAAAAAAAAAAAAAAACAGGUAUUAUAGGCGUGUAAUUAUUUUAUAGCUGCAAUUGUCUUCAUGAACUGGACAUUGAACUAAUUGUCUCAUUAUAAACAAGGUGAACACUGCAAGAGGGUACGAUUAAGUUAGGAGUGUGCGGUAAAUCACUACAGCUCGACCGAGAAAGACAAGAGUCAAUAAAAUCGUAUGUCAAUAAUUGCGCUGUGCAGUAUUAGUUGACAAAACACAAAGUUCUUUGAAAAUACUUUACUGCACGUUAUAAACAACAAAAUUGGAAAAAUUAUGGUAUAAUGGGACGCUGAGCCAGAAAAAUUAUAUUUGGGUUUGAUAGUUAUAGAAUAUCAAGUGCACCAUGCUAUAUGUCCAAAGUGUUAUAAA
Molecule: messenger RNA, 1394 nt
Organism: Wyeomyia smithii (pitcher-plant mosquito)
Lineage: Eukaryota; Metazoa; Arthropoda; Insecta; Diptera; Culicidae
Product: hydroxysteroid dehydrogenase-like protein 1
Exons: 4
Coding region: 48-989 (313 amino acids)
Cellular component (GO): endoplasmic reticulum
Molecular function (GO): oxidoreductase activity
Source: RefSeq, a predicted model, not a curated record